AUGUCCUUGUCCAUCGGACCCCUAGAAUCGUCUGAAAUGUCAGAGUACAUAAGAAUGCAACUCAAUGCAUUUCCGUCCAUGACCGCUCGCAUCCUGUAUGCACCUUCUCCUGAGACUGCAGAACAGACACGAUUCCAGAACCUGGAGCUAUUGAAGAACAAUCCCGAAGUCUAUUUUCAAAAGACUUUCGACCCAGCUACGGGGGAUAUACUGUCCUGCGCGAAGUGGAAGAUUUAUCCAAACGGGCGAGAAGAAGCAAAAAUGGAUUCCCCAAAGCUGGGUUCAUCUCAAGAACCUGCAGUAGGAUGGGAAGCUGAAGCAAAAAAGACUUUUCACCAUUCUCUUUCUCGAUAUCUGCGGGAUUUCAUGGGCACUCAGCCUUUCUACCACUUGGACAUGCUCAUGACGGAUCCUCGAUUUUCAAGACGAGGUGCCGCCCAGAAAAUUAUAGACUGGGGUAUUGCCGAAGCAGAUAGCAAGCAGCUUCCCAUAUAUCUUGAGAGCAGCUUGAUGGCGCGAUCCUUGUAUGAGCGGAAUGGCUUUCAACGCGUCCAAGACUUCACCAUGGACCUAGCAAACUAUGGUGGAGUUGGAGCCGAGAGAGUCACGAUCAUGAUUCGGAUGCCAAAAUCUACAUAA
This is a messenger RNA of Penicillium soppii, 639 nucleotides long. RefSeq names its product GNAT family N-acetyltransferase. The record is from RefSeq and is a predicted model, not a curated record. Bases 1 to 639 code for a protein of 212 amino acids. Lineage: Eukaryota; Fungi; Ascomycota; Eurotiomycetes; Eurotiales; Aspergillaceae. The transcript has 2 exons. Gene Ontology annotation, molecular function: acyltransferase activity, transferring groups other than amino-acyl groups.